Molecule: messenger RNA, 1369 nt
Organism: Colletotrichum godetiae
Lineage: Eukaryota; Fungi; Ascomycota; Sordariomycetes; Glomerellales; Glomerellaceae
Product: amidase signature domain-containing protein
Exons: 1
Coding region: 10-1143 (377 amino acids)
Source: RefSeq, a predicted model, not a curated record
GUUGGUAAGAUGGGUACUGUGCAGUUUGCCAACGGCGAUCGUCCUACCGCCGACUGGGUUGAUCUCCACGCCCCUUUCAACCCCCGAGGCGAUGGAUACCAGGACCCCAGUGGCUCGUCUACUGGUCCUGGUGCUGGAGUCGGGGCGUACGACUGGCUUGACCUUGCUGUCGGCAGCGACACCGGUGGUUCCAUGCGUGGUCCGGCAGGAUCCCAAGGUCUCUUCGGAAACCGGCCUUCUACGGGCGCCAUCUCCCUCGAACAUGUUAUUCCACUGAGUCCCGUCUCAGAUACCGCCGGAAUGUUCGCUCGCAGUGGUAGUCUCUGGGCCAAGGUCACACAGGCUUGGUAUCCUGACUUUGCUUCCAACUAUACUUCCUACCCGACGACACUCUACCAAUCAACGGCUAGAGGCGGCGCCUGGUCUGGGGCAAACGUUAGCGAGGAAGCCACCAGUGUUAUCGCGAACUUCGUAGGAAACCUGGAAGGCUACCUGCAAGCUAACUCAACUCCUGCAAACUACACGCAGCUCUGGAGCGAGACUCACGGAGACAGACCAGCCGAUGUUAACGAGAUGUUGUACCUCACCUAUGGCGUCUACGUCUCCCAUGAUCAGUGGAACGAACUCGGCAAGCCAUUCUUCGAGGACUAUGCAGCCAAGUUUGACGGACGGCAACCAUACAUCAAUCCAGGGCCCCUCGCUAGAUGGCAAUGGGGUCAGAUUCACUCGACGGAAGAAGUGUACGCCGAAGGCCUCCGCAACAUUUCCCUCUUUAGAUCUUGGUAUGAGACUGAGGGUUACGGACGACAUGAUCCCGAGUCUUGCUCCGAGGGCCUCUACAUCUACCCUUGGUCUGUAGGCCAGCCCUCUUAUCGCGAUAUCUACCUCCAGGUCCGGACCACACCGCCGCUGGGCUUUGACGACUCUUCCGUCCCGGUCAUGGCCGGUGCUCCGGAAGUAGUGGUUCCCAUCGGAGAAGUCCCUUACGCUAGCACCAAGUCGUUGCAUACAGAAUAUCUCCCUGUGACUAUGGCUCUGAGAAUGGCAAGGGGAUGCGAUCAUCAUCUCGCAAAUCUAGUGAGUGAUCUGGAGAAAGACGGUAUUCUUCGCCCAGUAGCUGCGGGUCGCCGGCUGUACCCUUGAGUAUCGGUCUCAUGCUAGCCCCCCACCAGCCGGCAUGGUCGGGAUCGGACCGGCGGGAUUUACAUGGAGCUGUAGAGCGACCUAGGCCGUUUUACCCCGCAAAGUACAUGGUUGUGACGUCGAUAUGUGCCCUUCAACGCCUAAGACCCCUCAUCAGGUGUAAUCAGAUUACUGAUCUAGUUCGAGCCAAAAACAAUUACUUGUAGUCUAGCAUCAUAAUAGUAAC